ACGUGUUAUAUUGAAAAGUUUUAUUUGAAAUAAUAUUUGAAGUAUUAUUCGCAAUAAUUUUUCUCAUUACAGAAAUCAAACACUUUUUAUUUUUAUAUAAAAUCUCUAUUUGUUUAGUUGUGCCAACUGUUACAAUGACACUCUGUAUGCAUAAAUUAGCGAAUUAUGGCAUCGUACCAAGGGCUCCGAAAGACAUCACGGCAACCCUAGUCACCGACUCUGCGAAUAACGCUGACGACAUCGACAAUAAUGUAAAAAAAUGGUACUAUUUCUCAACGAAGAUAAAGAUGAACAUCUAUCGUAUAUGUACACGGAGAAGUAACAUACGUACAGACCACUUGGAGCAAUUGACCACGCAAGUGUUUACGGUCCCCUUCGGCUACGUGAUGCUAUGCAACAUUCGUUUAGUCUUGCUUCGUAUGUUGCUGUCAACCGUUAUCAGUUCAGUAGUAAUGCGCAAUGACAGAGCUAAUUUCUAACAAGUAUUUCUGUAAUUAGCAGAUUUGCUACUCGCGAUCAUGCGUUAC
This is a messenger RNA of Osmia lignaria (orchard mason bee), 527 nucleotides long. The record is from RefSeq and is a predicted model, not a curated record. Lineage: Eukaryota; Metazoa; Arthropoda; Insecta; Hymenoptera; Megachilidae.